AGCCACUUCUUAUAUUUUUCAGGCAUAACUCGUCGUUUGAUUCUCUACAACAAUUCUUUAGGGUUUAUUGAUUGUGCAAAGAGGAAGAGAGCGAUCUCAAAUCGACUUUAAUGGCGGACGACGAUUACAACGAAGUCGAUGAUCUGGGUUAUGAGGACGAGCCAGUGGAGCCUGAAAUAGAAGAAGGAAUUGAGGAAGAUGCUGAUAUGAAGGAGAACGAGGAUAUCAACGGCGAGCCUCUUGAAACAGAUGAUAAGGUCGAAGCCGAGCCCGUACAGCGUCCACGUAAAACGUCCAAGUUUAUGACUAAGUAUGAACGUGCACGUAUCCUCGGUACUCGCGCUCUGCAAAUUAGCAUGAAUGCUCCUGUCAUGGUCGAGCUAGAGGGUGAGACUGAUCCUCUUGAGAUUGCUAUGAAGGAGCUUAGGCAAAGGAAGAUACCAUUCACUAUUAGACGCUAUCUGCCUGAUGGGAGUUUUGAGGAAUGGGGAGUGGAUGAAUUGAUCGUUGAAGACUCAUGGAAGCGUCAAGUUGGUGGUGAUUGAUAAUUUGGUUUACAUGUAUUUUGCAAGCCGAACGAUGAUACGUGCUUUUGAAACUUGGUCAAAUUUUAGGUGUGUAACGUCUACUUCCGGUUCAGUUUUUGGUCCGUAAAUGUUGCAAACCAGAAUCCUCUCGAGCUGAUAUCAAUGGUUUUCCAAUUCGGUUCA
Eutrema salsugineum is the source of this 710-nucleotide messenger RNA. Its product is annotated as DNA-directed RNA polymerases II, IV and V subunit 6A. Gene Ontology annotation, cellular component: RNA polymerase III complex; RNA polymerase II, core complex; RNA polymerase I complex. Gene Ontology annotation, molecular function: DNA-directed RNA polymerase activity; DNA binding. The record is from RefSeq and is a predicted model, not a curated record. Gene Ontology annotation, biological process: DNA-templated transcription. The transcript has 6 exons. Lineage: Eukaryota; Viridiplantae; Streptophyta; Magnoliopsida; Brassicales; Brassicaceae. Bases 111 to 545 code for a protein of 144 amino acids.